Molecule: messenger RNA, 2223 nt
Organism: Biomphalaria glabrata
Lineage: Eukaryota; Metazoa; Mollusca; Gastropoda; Planorbidae
Exons: 4
Coding region: 1-2223 (740 amino acids)
Molecular function (GO): nucleic acid binding; RNA-DNA hybrid ribonuclease activity
Source: RefSeq, a predicted model, not a curated record
AUGGCAGAAGGUCUACUUAAACCACCAACAGAGUUAAAUGUGACUGAAGGUAAUCUUAGAGCUCAGGCUGAAAAAUGUAAUUUUAAAGAAAAGGAUAGAAUGAUUAGAGACAAGAUUAUAUUCGCCGUGGAGAAAAGAUUGCAGGAGAGAUUACUGAAUCACGAUGAUCUUACCUUGAAGAAGUGCAUAGAGAUAUGCCAAACCUACGAGCAAACUGCAAAAGAAUUGGCAGAGAUAAAUAAGGAAACUGUUGUGAAGAUAGAUAAGAUAGAACAGAAGAAAAAUGACAACAGAAACAACCUAAUAGAUUGCUGGUUUUGUGGAGGCAGACAUGCAGUGAACAGAACAGCAUGCCCAGCUUGGGGAAAAAAUUGCAAUAAAUGCAAAGGCAAAAAUCAUUUUGCAGUUAAGUGUAAGACUAAGAAUAAAAUACAUAUGCAUAAUGCAAUGGAUGAAUUUGACCAAGAGGAACAAUUAAACUCAAUUAAUGUGUUAAACAUAAAUAGGGACAGAAUGACAGCACUAUUCAUGAUAAAUAGUCAACAAACAAGAUUUCAACUGGACACAGGAGCAGAUGUCAACAUUAUAUGUAAGAAAUAUGUUAAAAAGACACAAAUUAAGAAGAGUGUUCAAACAUUAACAAUGUGGAAUAAUUCCAAAUUAAAAACCGAGGGCACUGCUAACUUAAUAAUAACAAAUCCUAAAAACAAAAAGAACUAUUUGGUAACAUUCACAGUUGUAGAGAACCACUAUCAAUGCUUAUUAGGCCGUAAAACAUGCCAAAGUUUAAGUCUGAUCACAUUAAAUGAAGAUAGAUUCAUAUCACAAGUAAACACAAUGGAUUGUCAUCUGGGAGAUUUAGGUGAAACAUCAUUAACUAUCAAUGAGAACAUAGCUCCGGUGGUAUCACCUUGUCAUAAUAUACCAUUUGCAUUUCAAAAGAAAGUGGAAGCAGAAAUAGAGACAUUAGUGAAAAGGAAAAUAUUAAUUCCUGUAAAUGAACCAACAGAUUGGGUCAGCCAGAUGGCUGUGGUUCAAAAGCCAAAUGGGGAUUUAAGGAUCUGCAUUGAACCAAGACAUCUAAACACUGCUUUAAAAAGAGAACAUUUUAAGUUACCAACUUUGGAAGCUGUAAUGCCACAGUUCCUAAAUGCUAAAAUAUUUUCUAAAUUGGACGUAAAGGAGGCUUACUGGCAUGUACGUCUAGAUGAAAAGUCUAGUCUACUAACAACCAUGAUCACACCAUAUGGGCAGUACAGAUGGUCAAGACUUCCUUUUGGACUAAGUGUAAGUGGAGAAAUAUUCCAGAAGAAGUUAACAGAAGCAUUGUUAGGAUUAGAAGGAUGCAUUAAUGUGGCUGAUGAUAUCGUGAUUGUGGGAUGUGCCGAAGUGUCUCAACCAUUAAGAGAACUAACAAAGAAAGAUUGCAAUUUUAGAUGGACUGAAAAAUGUGAAGAGGCAUUCAACAAGAUAAAAACAAUGAUUACCAAUACUCCAGUUUUUAUAUUCUACAACCCUGACAAGAAACUGGAAAUACAAGUGGACAGUAGUCAACAUGGACUUGGAGCUGUACUAAUGCAAGAAGGACAACCAAUAGAAUUUGCCUCUAGAGCAUUGACACCAACUGAAAACAAUGGGCUCAUUGAAAAAGAACUACUUGCCGUGGUUUUUGGGCUAGAAAGAUUUAAUCAAUAUACAUUUGGAAGACAUGUCAUAAUAAUAAAUGAUCAUAAGCCACUUGCAAACAUCUUAAGGAAGCCUCUAAACCAGGCUCCAAGAAGAUUACAAAACUUGAUGUUAAGGAGCAAACGUUAUGAUUUCUCAUUUCAGUGGGUAGAAGGAAACAGUUUACACAUUGCUAACACAUUAUCACGACUGUGCGAUCAAGAAGAGAAGCAAGAUGAACAAAUUAUGAAUGGAUGGCCUCAAAGAAAACAAGAUUUAGACAACAUGAUAAGUACAUAUUUUGAUUUUGCUGAUACUUUGGGACUUAGUAAUGGAGUAAUUUUGAAAGGAGAAAGAAUAGUCAUACCUUUCAGUAUGCGUCAAGAAAUGAAGAAAAUCCUGCACACAGCACACAUUGCAUAUGAUGGAAUGAUGAGGAGGCCCCAACAGACGAUAUUCUGGCCAGGCAUGGCUGAUGAAAUAAAGCAGAUGGCAGACAUGCACUGCUUGUCAAGAAAGAAAACCUAUGAACCAGAGAGAAACACUUAUACAACAUGA